Klebsormidium nitens is the source of this 1248-nucleotide messenger RNA. The record is from the annotation of a GenBank genome assembly. Lineage: Eukaryota; Viridiplantae; Streptophyta; Klebsormidiophyceae; Klebsormidiales; Klebsormidiaceae.
AAAAGAGAACAGCAGAAGCUACCGGUAAUCCCAGAACUGUCGCAGGGUGCGCUACCAUAUUUAACCUACGGUACCUACCUAAGCUUCGCCAUUGGCAUAUGAGCUAUUCUUCGCAAGGGCGCCCUCACGUCCAAGCAGCGGAAGGCCAAAGCUUUAUUUUUGGAGAGAGAUAGGAAAAUCUUGGGAGCCCAUUGUUAGCACUGUCAGGGAGAGCAACUCUUGCUGCUGUGCUGCUAGAAGCUUCAAUUGAGGGUUUGAGAGAUUAGUGAUGACGACAAAGGUUGGGGAGGAUUUUCAGGAGAGCACUUCGGGGGGUGGGCGGCUGUAUAAUCCAUACGCAGAUCUGCAUGGAGCUUUAGACGGCAAGAGUGUUGGUAAUCUUUACAGACUCCCUGAUGCACCAGAGUUUCUGUUCACAGAGGAAGCAGCGGUACAAAGGAGGUCAUGGAGCGACAACUUGACAUACUGGACGGGGGGUGGUUAUCUUGCUGGUGCCGUUGUUGGUGGUGGCAGGGGGCUGGUGGAAGGCGUGCGGGGAACAGAAGCUACCGACACAACGAAGCUGCGCCUCAACCGGAUACUCAACGCCUCUGGCCACCGAGGUCGGCAAGCGGGAAACAUGUUAGGCAUCCUGGGUUUGCUUUACGCCGGCAGCGAGAGUUUGAUAAACCACUACCGGGGAGAGGAUGAUAUGCUAAACCAGAUUGCGGCAGGGCUUGCAACGGGCACAUUGUAUAAGGCUGCGGCAGGCCCUCGAACGGCGGUGAUUGCGGGGGCGGUAGGGGGAGCGACAGCCGCUUUGAUGGCGGCUGCGAAGCAAGUGACAAAACGGUAUGGUUACAGUUUGCUGUGAGGAGUGUGCAAAUGAGGGAAGGGGUAAUGGGCUGGGGGAAUAAUCUAGGUACCCUGCUUGCAGGGCGAAGGUCGCCAUCAAGCAUGUAAAUGAAGCCGGAAGCGCUCUAAGUCGAGAUCAGGUCGCGUCAAGGGUUUGUAUGAGUCAAGCUGACUCACGAUUUAAUGUCAUUGUCCAAGAAUUGCAAUUGGAUGGCAACCACAGCGUGACUCAAAGCCCAGUGUUGGGUUGCUACAUCAAUCAAUACAAUAGUUGGCAAACACCUCAGUCGAUGCUUUGGCUUGCCUUAUUUGUAGGAGCAGCAAUUGAUCGAGGGGUUAAGAAGAAUGGUGUUUGGAAACAAUGGGGUAACAUUGAGUGAAGCUCCUUUCGAGUGCUUGCUUGGCGCAUCAUGG